AUGUCUUUUAUUUUUAGCUCUUUGCGGGAUACCCUAUACUCGGUUACCUCCUGUUGUUUCCCAAAUCCGACACUGCAAAUAAAUCGUCGAACUUUUAAGGAUGCCAGCACUGGACGAUUUUUCGCCCUUAAGCAGAUUAGAUGCCCAUUCGGAGAUGAUUCUGUAAAAGAUGCAAUGAGGGAGGUUGAUAUGUAUCGAUUAUUUCAGCACGAGAACAUCAUAAAAGUUAUUAAUGGAAACCUUCAAGACGCUAUUAAUAAUCAUUCGUUACAGGGCUCGCAUUUUCCUGAGAAAGAUAUGCUAAAAAUAUUCCGAGGAAUUUGCUAUGCUGUUCGAGCACUACAUAAUUACAAACUUCCUAAUGUUAGAACGGAAUAUAAUAAUAUAGUUGGAACACAACCUCCAAUUGAAGAUAAUAUUGUACCAUUUGCACACAGAGAUAUCAAACCUGGUAAUAUCUUACUGGACGAUGACCAAACUCCUAUCUUGAUGGAUUUUGGCUCUUUAGUUCGGGCACGAAUAAAGGUUGAUAACCGAAGCAAAGCUUUGACGGAACAAGAUUUAGCUGCAGAAAAUUCUACUAUCUCUUAUCGCGCUCCAGAAUUAUUUGAUGUUAAAACUAAUAUUGAGUUGAAUGAGAAAGUCGAUAUUUGGUCAUUGGGAUGUACACUCUAUGCCAUGGCCUACGGAAAAUCACCUUUCGAGAAUAAUAUUAAUGAACAUGGCGGAUCGAUAGCAUUAGCAGUUCUUAAUAAUCAAUUUAAGUUCCCAACUAUUGAAAACGAUAGGAUUGUUAUAAGGGUUAUAAACCCGUUUUCACCUGGAUACCUGAUUUCAAAACGCAGGUGA
Messenger RNA from Scutellospora calospora, 849 nucleotides. Lineage: Eukaryota; Fungi; Glomeromycota; Glomeromycetes; Diversisporales; Gigasporaceae. The record is from the annotation of a GenBank genome assembly.